Branchiostoma floridae (Florida lancelet) is the source of this 4948-nucleotide messenger RNA. RefSeq names its product peptidyl-prolyl cis-trans isomerase G-like. Gene Ontology annotation, cellular component: intracellular membrane-bounded organelle. The transcript is spliced from 21 exons. The record is from RefSeq and is a predicted model, not a curated record. The coding region runs from base 117 to 3794 and encodes 1225 amino acids. Lineage: Eukaryota; Metazoa; Chordata; Leptocardii; Amphioxiformes; Branchiostomatidae. Gene Ontology annotation, molecular function: peptidyl-prolyl cis-trans isomerase activity. Gene Ontology annotation, biological process: protein peptidyl-prolyl isomerization; protein folding.
AUUUUAGAAUCUUCUGAUCUCGCGACAUUUUGUCAUCUCGCGAGAGGUCAUGCCUUGAGGUCACGCCAUUUUGGAGGAGCAAUUUUCAAGGGAGUAUUUUCCCAAGGUAUUUCAAGAUGGCGGGACUGAAACAUCGCCCCAGGUGUUUCUUCGACAUCGAAGUCAACGGAACACCAGCGGGGAGGGUUGUGAUGGAGCUCUACAGCGACGUCUGCUUCAAGACUUCUGAGAACUUCCGCUGCCUUUGUACGGGAGAGAAAGGUAUUGGGAAAACAACAGGCAAGCUUCUCCACUACAAAGGCACACCCUUCCAUCGGGUAGUCAAGGACUUCAUGAUUCAGGGAGGAGACUUCACUGAAGGCAAUGGACGGGGAGGGGAGUCCAUAUAUGGAGCCACGUUCAAAGAUGAGAAUUUCAUUUUGAAACAUGACCGUGAAUUUCUCCUCUCAAUGGCCAAUCGUGGCAAAGAUACCAAUGGGUCGCAGUUCUUCAUAACCACCAAACCUGCACCUCAUCUAGACAAUAUCCAUGUGGUGUUUGGUCAUGUACUAGAAGGACAGCAGAUCAUACGUACUAUAGAGAACCAAAAAACUGAUGCCACCAGUAAGCCUUAUGCGGACGUUCGCAUUGCUAACUGUGGAGAGCUGGUGCCCAAGGCCAAGACCAAGGCAAAGAAGAGGAAGAAGGAAGAAGACCAAUCCUCAUCAGUAUCAGACUCAUCCAGCGGGUCAGAGUCCUCCUCCUCCAGUGAGAGUGAAGAGGAGGGGUCCAUCAGUGGAUCCUCCGACAGCUCGGAGACGCGCAGGCGAUGGAGCAAGCGCAAGAAGAAGCUCAAGAAGAAGGAGGCCAAGAGGAGACGCAAGGAGAAGAAGAAGAAAAAGAAAUCAAAGAAGUCAAGAAAGGAUGGUUCUGACAGUGAAGCAGAAAGUGGUGAAGACAAAGAUGGCGGUGUGGCUGCAGCCCUGUCAUCUGUACGAGCAGAGGACAUCCCUGAUAUCCCUCCCAACAACUUCCUCCUGCGAAGAACUCCACCAACUGCAAAGUCCCCACAAGAGACAGCCAGCUCCGGCCCUGCCCCUGAACCCGUGUCCUACCAGAGCAGUCGGCCCAAGGUCUCAAAGUCUGGCCGCAAGAUCAAGGGGAGGGGAACCAUGCGUUAUCGGACCCCUUCUCGCAGUCCCUCCCCUAGCCGCUGGGGGCGCCGUAGUGAGACCCCGCCCCACUGGCGCCAGGAGCAGCUCAGGAGUCGCAACUACGCAGCGGAACGCUGGACGAAAGGCGACAAACUGGCCGAACAGGAGCAGGAGGAGGAACUGCAAGAACGAAUCCGCCGCCGUCAGCGUAGACAUCGCGAUCGUGACCUACGGGAUCGCUUUCAACGAGGGAGGUCCAGAUCUGACUAUGACAGCGAGGACUAUGAGGAGUAUGAAAGCCGUGACCGCCGCCAUUCUCACCGAGACAAAAAGAAGCACAAGAAGGACAAGAAGAAGUCCAAGCACAAGAAGAAGAAGCACAAGAAGCAUGCCAAGAAGCGUUCCCGGCGCGACAGCAGUGCAGACUCCCAGUCCGGGUCGGCAUCACGUUCAGACUCACGCUCCAGGUCCCCUGUCAGGAGGGAGAGGGAGUCAGUACCUGAGAAAGAAAAGUCAGAAAGCCCCCCUCCCACACACUGGAAACCAGGGCAGGCUCCUCUCAAACCACACAAAACAGAACUGCACCGCCAGAGUGCGCCACUGACUAAUGGAGAGGACAGGGAGGAGGAGGAGGUAUCCAGUGUGAAUGGACGUCGUUCACCAAGCCGUAGCCCCUCCCCUUCCCCGUCCCCUCCCCCCAGGCAGCGCAGUCCCUCUCCCCCACCCAGGCAGCGUAAGCCCUCCCCUCCUGCAGUACCUACCUAUCAUUCUAGGGACCAGGGGAGGCAAAUACAGACUGGAGGGUGGUCAUCUGAAGAUAGAGGAUCAGACAGGUAUGGAAACCAGACCAGGAUGUCUGACCAAAGGUCAUCACAAUCCCGAUCACAAGAGAGGUCCUACCAAAGGUCACGGUCAAGGUCAGAUAGCAGGUCAAAACGGAGAGACAGGUCAUCAUCUCAUUCUAGGUCUUACUCUCGGUCUAAAUCUCGAUCCAGAUCUAAGUCACCAGUUCGGUCACGUAGAAGCUCUCGUUCAAGUGCUUCGAAGAGUAAAUCGUCGGAAGACUACUCGCGAUCCAGCGACCGCGAGGCGAGCAGGAAGAAAUCGGAACGGAAAGGCUCCAACUCCUCGCAGAAGAAGAUCCGGGAGAGGUUCAAGUGGCAGCCGCCCCUGGAGCCGGAGGAUGAAGUUGAGGAAACUGUGGAGUACGGGAGGAAGUCCGAGGGACAGAUUUCUUCAUCAGGGGAGCAGAAACCAAGGAUCAGGACCCCACCUAUGGCUCAAAUCUGGGGGAACGUUGCCGAAGAGGUAAAGAGAAAACCCGUGUCUUCCUCCUCCGAAUCAGACAAGAGUGUCGAAAAAAGCAGUCCUCCAAGGAGAGCCAGCAGUGGGAGCGAUAUGGAAGUCUCUGAUCAAGAGAACGGAGGCAUUGAGGUAUCUUCUCAUUCGAAACCUGCCGAGCCAGGCAGAAACAAGAUAAACAUAAGGCUGUCGCCCAGUCAGAAAAGAGAGAGCCCUCCGGGAAGAGUCCUCACAGGCCGUAAGGUGGAGAUUGUGGUGAGAGAACGUGCGCCAAACCCCCAACCUACCGGCAAGUGGAAGGCGCUGGGAAAUGCCGAGGAUUUUAUAGAUAAAGAGAGUAAAGCAGGGCUAGAGAAAGAGAGGAUGUCUGAUAGGUCGCGCAGCGAGGAAGAAUCCAAGGUUUAUAGGGUCAAACCUGGAUCGCUUAUUGACGAAGUACAGAAGACGUCGGAGCGUCACUCCAACCGCCAUCUCCGAAAGAGGGUUGAGAGCGAAGAGUCCGACAGCCAGCGUAGUCGUAGCCGCAGCCCCAAACGGACCAGCCAGCGACGAUCGUCCUCCAACCGGCGCUCUGCAGACAGGAGGCGACACCGAACGUCCUCACGUUCAAGAUCUCGUAGUUACAGUAGACGCAAUAGAAGCUACAGCCGGUCGCGCAGUAGGGAGAGGCCCAGCCGGCGAGAGUCUGAGAGACGGAGGGGGGGUUCUGACAGGAGGAGUUGGAGCAGGCGAGAGAGGAGUAGAAGCGAUGAGCGUCGCCGUAGGAGCCGUGAGCGUCGCCGAAGUGCCUCCCCUCAAACCAGGCGCCGCAGUAGGUCACGCAGUCAGGAUUACAAGAGGGAGAGGAGGCGCAGCUACAGCAGGAGUCAGAGUCGGAGCCCGUCUCGUGAGAAGCGACGUUCCCGUAGCGACAGCAGUGACCAUCGGAACAGGUCACGGGACAGGUCAUAUGACAGCUCUUCGUCCAGUUCCAGCCUUAGUCCGGGGUACAGGUAUGUUUACGAUCGCCGCCGAAGAAGCAAACGCCACCGUUCCCCCUCCCCCUACCGUCACCACCACCCCCGAUCCCGACACAGAUACAGGCAUAGGGGUCAUCGCAGGUCAGAGAGCAGGUCCAGACGCAGCCGGCGCUCUCGCUCCUACUCCAGGUCUCGUUCACGCAGCUACAGCAGCGACAGUUCCAGGUCACGUUCCAGGUCACGGUCAAAGUCACGCUCGUACUCGCGGUCCAGGUCUCGCAGUCGCGGCCGGAGUGACCGCAGACGAGACUCGCACCGCCGCCGCUCGUACAGCCGCAGUGCCAGUGGGUCCAGUAGUGGGUCCGACAGUGGGAGCGAAUCCUCCAGCAGUCAGGACUGAAUCUUUCCACUGUUAUAAUCAUUUCUUUCACACAAAACGGACCUCCCUUUUGUGAUAAUGGUAGCUUCCAGAUUCUGCUACACAUUGUUUUAUUGUGGAACAGUCCACUUCUAAAGUAGGGGUGAUAUAGAAAUGGUGAUAUAGAAAUGGUAAUAUCGAUAACAUUUACGUAGUAUAUUCCUUGGCAAUGAUCGCUAAAGGUAUACAAAAUUUUCUUUAGGACAAGUAUGGUUAGAACCUAUGUAUAGGAAAGCCCCAACCACAAUCAAUGGUAGGCACCCUGGUAGAUAGUUUAGUGUGAAUAAUAUCAAGUCAACAUAGAUAAACUGUAGACUUUACAUGGAAAUCUGAAAUUUUUUUAGCCUUCAUGAUAGAGGCGACUAUGCUUGAAAUGGAAUCUUGGAGACCUGCACAAUGUGCAGAAGAAUUGUUCGUUUACUUCUGAAUAAAAUGUUUUGUUGUAAUGUGUACAUGCAGUAUACUAUAGCUGCUAUGAUAGAGUUAUGGACACAUGUAAGUAGCUAACUUUUCCAUGCUGUUGUGUCAUAUUGAAGUCAUAAGUCCUCCUAACACUGUGAAGUACAUAAAGUUUGUUGCUGUACAUUAGGACUUAAAAUUUGUUGGAAAUGUUCAUGAACUAUAGCAUGUAACAUGCAGCGCAAUGUACGUGAAAUGCAUCUAAUUCAAACCAGCACGAUUGGACUGUCUACAGUAACUGCACAAAAUACAAGUCAUUUUGAUGUAAAGGACACUUUUGUAAGAAGACUUUAGAGCAAAUGAUAACAUGUAGGUUAAACAUGGGUUUGGCAUACAAUUCUCGGAAGAGAAUUUGCAUGUCUGAAACAGAAGCAUUUAUAGUUAUCUUCAUAACAGCUUUUGUCUUUUUUGGCGACAGCUCAGGGGCGAGUUAUUAAAUAUGUAGGUGAGCUAUGCAUCGCAGUCUUAUUUUUUAAUAGGUUGGUCACUACCACUCUAAAAACUGUACAAAGGACACAGAACUUUAAUACCUUGAACCUGCAUUUGCACCCUUGCCUGUAGAUUCUUUCAUGAUACUGGACUUUUGACUGUGGCUUCCAAAUUAUGUUAGAUUUUCCAUGUAUACCUGGUGGAUGAAUAAGGAAUCACAUCGUAGAAUAAACUAAUGACAUCAUGAA